Molecule: messenger RNA, 2577 nt
Organism: Diplodia corticola
Lineage: Eukaryota; Fungi; Ascomycota; Dothideomycetes; Botryosphaeriales; Botryosphaeriaceae
Product: gtpase-activating protein gyp7
Exons: 5
Coding region: 1-2577 (858 amino acids)
Biological process (GO): activation of GTPase activity
Molecular function (GO): GTPase activator activity
Source: RefSeq, a predicted model, not a curated record
AUGCCUGCUUCUCCGCCGCCACCGCCCGACAACCCUCACGCAAACCCACCCUCCCCGACAGCUUCCUUCUACGACAUGAGUGACGACGAGGAGGGAGAGUACAACACCAUCCGCCAUACCAGCAGUGGGAGCGGCGUGAAGCUGUUGUACUCGAAAAGCAAGGUUUACGUGCACCCUACGCCGUCUGCGAAGGACAACAUUCCUGGCUUUAUCGCCCUGGUCCAGCAGAGGUCACCUAUCACCAACGAUGCUCGCCCUACGUCAUCGUCGUCCUCCACUUCAGUUGCCGCCUCCUCCCUUCUCCUCUCCUGGGUGCCCGAAUCCGCGCUUGGUGAUGCCUAUGAUACCUACGUAAAGGUCGACCUGUCCGACUCCUCAUCCCCGCCGAAACAAUCCUAUCUCGUCCCUCCGCCACCGACCACAACGACCCACAGCAGUGCUAUCGGAACAUAUGCUUUCGCCGUACCAGUUAGUGAAAUAUUCUCGUUGCUCGUGCGGCCACCAAGUAUAGGAUGGUGGUUUGGCAGUGUGGUCAUCAACACCCGCGCAGGCGACAGCUUCCCUGCCCUGUUCUUCCACGACAGCGAAUGCCAGUCCACAAUCAUGCAGCGCAAGAAGCUCGCACGGGAGAGCUUCGAUCCCUUUGGAGACGGUGGAGGCAUGUUCUGGGGAGGCGACGAGGCCCUGAGAUGGUUGAAGCGCUACGUGAAGGUUGUCCGUUCUGCCGCUGAGCCCAGCGUCUAUCUCAUCGAGCCUAACGAGGAGGAUCUGCUGUCGUUCGGCCAAAAGCCGACGACUGUGAAGACGAAAACUCCCCCGGGCUCUUCAGGCGAAGGAUCCUCACAGGCCGCCGCUGGUAAGAAGAGAGACGGCGGUAUGGAUCCAUUCAUGUCGGCCGUCAACUCAGCAAAGUGGACUUUUCUGGAGAAGAUGAGCCAGGUCACCACAUUCACCCGUCGAACAGCGCAUGCUGUUGCUGAGAAUCCGAAGCUGCCCCCGCAGAUCAAACAGCUGUUGAGGAGUCCUGAGGUUGAAAGGCUGCAGGAGGAGUUCGACAGUGCGAGGAUCUACCUGGCUCGGUGGGCAAUGAGCAUUGCGGAGCAGAGCGAUAAAGAGCGGAAACAAAGAAUCUGGACUGCUCAGGAUGUUUUGGAGAUGGAAGACAGCGCGGUUGGAGAGUUUGAGAUCUUGGAAAUGGAAGCAGGAAACGUGUCGCUCAGCGAUCGGAGGAAGCCCGUGACCAUGGAAGAGUGGAAGGGCUUUUUCGACCCGCACAGCGGAACCCUGCUAGUCACUCCGGACGAGGUCAAGGAGCGAAUCUUCCACGGUGGCCUCGAUCCCGACGAUGGCGUUAGGAAAGAAGCUUGGCUUUUCCUGUUGGAAGUCCAUGAGUGGGAUAGCACCUCUGAAGAACGGCAAGCCAAAUUGAACAGCCUGCGCGACGAGUACAUCCGCCUCAAGGGGGCGUGGUGGGAGCGUAUGGUCGAAGGGCAGAAUACUCAAGAGGAAUCCGAAUGGUUCCGGGAACAGAAGAUCCGGAUAGAGAAAGACGUUCACAGGACAGAUCGCAACAUCGACGUCUUCGCAGGCGAGGACAUCCCUCACCCUGACCCUGACUCUCCUUUUGCGGACGUUGGAACCAACGUUCAUCUCGAGCAGAUGAAAGACAUGCUUCUUACUUACAACGAGUACAACAAAGACCUUGGCUAUGUCCAGGGAAUGAGCGACCUGCUUGCCCCGAUAUACGCUGUCAUGCAAGACGAUGCCGUUGCCUUUUGGGGAUUUGUUGGGUUCAUGGAGCGCAUGGAGCGAAACUUCCUCAGAGAUCAAUCCGGCAUGAGGAAACAGCUUCUUACGCUGGACCAGCUCGUGCAGCUUGUCGAUCCCAAGCUGUACGUGCAUCUACAGUCGGCGGAUAGCACCAACUUCUUCUUCUUCUUUCGCAUGUUGCUUGUCUGGUACAAGCGUGAGUUCGAGUGGCAAGACACCUUGCGUUUGUGGGAGGGCCUUUGGACGGACUAUCUUUCGGGGAACUUCCAUUUGUUCAUCGCUCUCGCCAUCCUGGAAAAACAUCGCGACGUCAUCAUGGAACACUUGAAAGCUUUUGACGAGGUGCUAAAAUACGUCAACGAGCUUUCGGGUACAAUUGACCUCCAGUCGACCCUGGUCCGUGCCGAGGCACUGUUCCGCCGCUUCCAAAGAACAAUCGAAGCUGUCGACCGCAAAAACAAAGACAGCAGCUUGCCUAUACCGUCGAAUGUUCGUCGCCGCAACCCCGCCGCCGCACCUGUUCAGCCUCCGACGUUCAACUUCAACCCAAUUGGUCGCAUUGCCGCCCUAAACUCACAGCGAAAUGGCAACGGUGCGAACGGUUCUGCUACUGCAUCAGGUAGCUCCGCGAGCCAGAACAACACGCAGAACGGGAAAAGCCAGACGACAAGUAGUACUGAGGAGGAUGAGAGGCCGAGGGUGAUUACGGAUGAGUUGAGAGAACUGUUGAGCAGGAAAGUUCCGAAGCUGGACAAGAAGCAAAACACGGAAGGGGCGUUGCAUAGGGUUCCCUCGAGGGAACCAUAA